GCCCGGUGCCCGGCGCCCGCCUCCCGCCCCCGGACGCGCCGCCCCGCUGGCUGGCCCGCACCACGCUCCGCCCUGGACGCCGCUCGUCCCGGCGCGGGGGUGCGCGGGRGGUGGGAGCGGGCCCCGGCUCAGCCUGAUUUACGGCUCUGCUGAAAACCGCUCGGCUCCCGCAGCAUCAGCACCRGCGGUGGCGGCAUUAGCCGCAGCAGCAGCAGCAACAAGUCGGGACUUUUAGAGUAAUGCAACAGAAGGCUUUUGAGGAAGGCAGAUAUCCCUGGCAGGAGUCCUUUGAAAAUGUUGCUGUGUGCCUGCCAUUCCGCUGCCCGAGGUGUGGAGACCAUACCAGAUUUAGAAGCUUGUCAUCCUUGAGGGCCCAUCUGGAAUUCAGUCACAGUUAUGAAGAAAGAACGCUCCUGACAAAAUGCAGCCUCUUUCCAUCUCUCAAAGACACAGAACUACUCCCUUCCUCCGAACUCCUGAAACAGGGAAAAUUGCAGAGCCACGGCAAUGUGGUAAAGCAGAAACCAAGCUAUGUUAACUUGUAUAGCAUUGCACAUGAACACUCCAAGGACCGAAAGCCAUUUGAGGUGGUGGCAGAGAGGCCUGUGUCCUACGUGCAGACCUAUGCUGCGAUGGACAUCCGUGCAGACUCCCUGGAUGGGCCACGGUCCAGUCCUGGACUUCCCACCUCAGACACGAAAGCCUCUUUCGAGGCACACGUCAGAGAAAAAUUCAAUCGCAUGGUUGAGGCUGUGGAUAGGACCAUUGAGAAGAGAAUUGAUAAACUCACCAAAGAGUUGGCCCAGAAAACUGCUGAACUGUUGGAAGUCCGGGCAGCCUUUGUGCAGCUAACUCAGAAAAAGCAGGAAGUUCAGAGACGAGAGCGGGCCCUCAAUAGACAGGUGGAUGUGGCAGUGGAAAUGAUCGCAGCACUGAGGCAGCGCCUGACAGAAUCUGAGGAGGAGCUUCUUAGGAAGCAAGAAGAAGUAGUGACCUUUAACCAUUUCUUGGAAACAGCAGCUGAGAAGGAGGUUCAGGGGAAAGCGAGACUCCAGGACUUUAUUGAGAAUCUGUUGCAACGGGUAGAACUGGCAGAGAAGCAGCUAGAAUACUACCAAAGCCAGCAGGUCUCAGGUCGAAGCCGUGACAUCAGUGAGCAUGUGCUUACAGAUAUCUCUUCAAAUAGGAAACUCAAAUGCCUAAGCCGAGGACACCCGCAUUCUGUGUGUGGCCAUCCUGAUCUUAAGACCCAUUUCCACCCGAAGGGAAGGAGCUACCUGAAGAAAGCCAAGGAUGAGAGAGCCGGACUGCAGCCUGCCAAGUCUGUUCACGAACAGGCUGAGUCCUCAAGAGAACUCUGCAGACCACCCAAGAAAGGGGAGCUUCUGGGGCUUAGCCGGAAAGGCAACAUCAGGCCCAAAAUGGCUAAAAAGAAGCCAACAGCGAUUGUGAACAUCAUCUAAAAGGGUGGGUGGCUCAGGACCAUCAUCUCUUGCCUUUGGGGAAUGUUGUUCCAGGGACCAAUGUGAUUGUCCUUUUGGGCACAUCCCACACAGUAAGACAUUGGAAAAGCAAAGCUCAUGAUGCACAUAAGCACCUCAAUUAACCAGAAUUUAACAAAGGGGAAUCUCAGUGAACCAGAAUUUUAUUAUAACCUCCUUUUAAAAGGUUUAAAAGCAAGAAGCAAAUUGUAGAAAGAACAAGAAGAAGAAGGAAAAAGAAUGAAACAGUCUUAUCCAAAGGUUUUAGUAAAACAAAGCUCCAGCUGCUAAAAUAAUUGGCCCAGUCUCCAUCAGUCCUGGCACCUGGGCCCCUUAUGCAUUGGUCAUUAAUGUUCAGGCUCAGGGCCUCACAAGAUGUCAGACACUGGCAGAAAUUUCAUCUGUACCCACAGUUUUCUAAAUUGUGAGGCCAGGAAUGGAAAAGUUCUGUUAAUAGCAGUGAAAUGAAGAUAUUUUUGUUUGCAUCUAACCUUCCCCUCUAUUAAUUUGAAAGCCUCCAAAAUAAGGAUUCCUGCUUCCCCCGAGUUUUCUUCUGGUUAAUCAAGAUUUCAAUCUUUAGGUUGCAUAAGGGACUUGUUCAGUCAGAUUUCAGUUUUCAUUUGACAGAUUGCUUUUCAGUUUGUUAGUUUGAGUCAGGUUUUUUGGUGUCCAUAGAUGCAUGUUCAGAUUUUGGCACACCUGUGCAUUCGUCUUCGGCUGCGUAUUCUGCACCCUCAAACCUAGCUGCCAGCCUCUAUCGUAAUAGCUGCUUUUGUGGUGUGGUUGAGGAGGGCAGUAAAACCCUUUUGAUCAACAACCAUCAUUGGUGCAGCAUCUGAGCACUUGGCAUGACAGUAGAUGGCACAGUUAUUGCAUUGGGACCACCCUGGAAGCACCGCAGCCCUCACCUAAGACCACCUCCCCUGGUAGUUAUCAGCAGCUUGCUCUCUAUUAACCAUGGGCAUGACUUUCUUUUUGCUGGCUUAACUUUUCCAAAGAGCAGCUCCUUUCACCUCCUGCUGCUUGUAUUAGCCCUUUUAUGACUAAAAUAUACUUUCUUACCUUUCAACCAGGUAUCUGGGGUGUUUGCUGUACAGUGUAUUCUAACAUAAUUUCUGAACUAAACAAUGCAUGUAGGAUCCAGAAUCUGACACCAUAUUCCCCAAAUAGUUUUUUUUCCCACAAAGAACUAUCUUUUGAGAAUUUCCUGCUUUAAAAUUUUCUUCUAUAAUGAAUUUCCAUAAUUUUUUUCUCAUACAUUUUUUAAUGCCAUUAGGUCUCAUGCCGAGUUUUCAAAUGCUGACAUCCUUCUGGAAACAAGAGCAAUGUUGUCCACAGAUAUAUAGACAUAUACAUAUAUAUAAUGCACAUACAAGAUAUAUGUCAGGUAUAUUAAUAAUUUAUUUUUAAAUCCUCAUGGAGAAAGUGUGUGUUUGUGGUGGGUGGUUUUAAAACUAUAUAGGUUUGCUCAUGUAAAUUGAAUCUUCUUAUUUUAAAAAUUAAAACUGUAACCUAAAUAACACUAGUAGAAUUAUGAUUGUUAUUGCAAUAAGCAUCAGAUUAGCAGUAUAUUUAAAAAUAGGUAAUAAAGCAGUUACUUAAAAUGACAGUAAAUCAAAAAGUGUAACUUCUUAUUUAAAUAUUUUGAACCUAUCAUAGUGGAGAUGUUGAUUUUUUUGAGUGUUCACUUUGACCUUUGGCUUAUGGGGGUGGACCAUUCGUAUGGUACGUAGGCAGCUAUCAAGUGGGAAAAUAUAUUGCUGUGAAUAUUACUGUUUAGGCUAGCAUUGUAAAAAUGGUAAUGUUAUUAUUUAUUUGGAUACUUAAUCUCCUCCAAAAUUAUUUAAUAUUAAUGCUUCUAUCAUGKUUGCACUUUAGCUUUCCCAUACUAAAAAAUGACUUGUUAGUUGUAUUGCAUGCUCCUUGUCCUGUAAUGUGUGUGCAAAGACAACAACUUUUUUAAAAAUGCUAUAGCCAGAUUUUUUUUCUGUUUCAUUUAAAAUAGCUCAUAAUUUUGAUAUUCCUUUAACAUGCCUAGAGGGYGUAGCAGCUCUGUUUGACAGUGGUAUCCAGUGAUCUUCAGAAAGCACCAUAGUGUCAUAAUCUAUAAACAUCACAUGAGGCAAAUAAUUUUGAGAUUUAUUAUAUUAAAAAAAAUUUCUUUUGGUAUCCAGGAUUGAA
Messenger RNA from Urocitellus parryii (Arctic ground squirrel), 3662 nucleotides. RefSeq names its product zinc finger protein 365 (gene Znf365). Gene Ontology annotation, biological process: regulation of double-strand break repair via homologous recombination; regulation of DNA strand resection involved in replication fork processing; regulation of neuron projection development. Lineage: Eukaryota; Metazoa; Chordata; Mammalia; Rodentia; Sciuridae. The record is from RefSeq and is a predicted model, not a curated record.